CCCGCUCAAUUAGAGUCCCUGAAGCGUGCCCCAAAGACCACACACGAGUUUGUCAGCUAGACGAUGGCGCAGCUGGUGGUACAAGGAGUGAUGAAGCAAGUCCUAAAGGAAGCUCCAGCCGGGGCUAGGGCAGUGCAGAGGGGAGACAACGUGACGGUGCACUGCACCGGGCACCUCCAGUCCACCAUGAAGAAGUUCUGGAGGUAGCAAGCUGACCACCUAAAGGAGGAGGUUUUGCUGUUGCUUGAGUAGAUAUACUUAUUUGCAUUCGAUUCACAAUUUUGUUAGCUCUGUUUUGCAGUAUCUAGAACAAGCUUUCCUCACUCUCUCUGCAGCACACGUGAUCCAGGUCAGAGAGUUUUCUCUUUUCAAGUAGGCAUGGGAAAAGUCAUUCAAGGUUGGGACGAUGGAUGUCUGACUAUGAAGAUUGGAGAGGGGGCUCGGUUCAGUCUGAGUGCAGAGAAGGCGUAUGGUUCCAGUGGAUUCCCGGCAUGGGGAAUUCCUCCCAAUGCACCUCUAGUGUUUGACAUCGAAAUUGUCUCCAUCUCCUGAAUGCUGCACACUGAAUGAGGACUGUGCCUAUACCACUUGCCUAUGUACUGACACUCAUGUUUGUGCAAGUACUAGAGAAGAGGUUUAUUUUGGUAACUAGCGAUGAAAACUAA
Molecule: messenger RNA, 665 nt
Organism: Geodia barretti
Lineage: Eukaryota; Metazoa; Porifera; Demospongiae; Tetractinellida; Geodiidae
Source: the annotation of a GenBank genome assembly